Messenger RNA from Trichechus manatus latirostris (Florida manatee), 1057 nucleotides. RefSeq names its product olfactory receptor 12D2-like. The transcript has a single exon. Gene Ontology annotation, molecular function: olfactory receptor activity; G protein-coupled receptor activity; odorant binding. Gene Ontology annotation, biological process: G protein-coupled receptor signaling pathway. The coding region runs from base 1 to 927 and encodes 308 amino acids. Lineage: Eukaryota; Metazoa; Chordata; Mammalia; Sirenia; Trichechidae. Gene Ontology annotation, cellular component: membrane. The record is from RefSeq and is a predicted model, not a curated record.
AUGCUGAAUCAAACCUCAGUCACUGAAUUUCUCCUCCUGCGAGUGACGGACAUCCAAGAACUGCAGCCUUUUCUCUUUGUGGUUUUCCUCACCAUCUACUUUGUCAAUGUGGCUGGGAAUGGAGCUAUCCUGAUGAUUGUCAUCUCUGAUCCAAGACUCCAUUCACCUAUGUAUUUCUUCCUGGGAAACCUCUCAUGUCUAGAUAUUGGCUACUCCACAGUGACACUGCCAAAGAUGCUGGAGAACUUCCUCUCUACACACAAAGCAAUUUCUUUUGUGGGAUGCCUAAGCCAGCUACAUUUCUUUCACUUCCUGGACAGCACAGAGGCCAUGUUAUUGGCUGUGAUGGCCUUGGACCGCUUUGUGGCUAUCUGCAAACCACUUCAUUACACUGUCAUCAUGAAUCAUCAGCUCUGUACCCAGAUGGCUGGCACAGUCUGCGUCAUUGGGUUUUUCCAUGCCCUGCUGCACUCCAUAAUGACUUCUAACUUGAACUUCUGUGGCUCCAACCAAAUCCAUUACUUCUUCUGUGAUAUUAAACCAUUGCUGGAGUUGGCCUGUGGGAACAUUGAGCUCAACCAGUGGCUGCUCAAUACCAUCACAGGGACCAUUGGUAUGGGCCCUUUCUUUCUCACCCUUCUCUCCUAUUUCUACAUUAUCAUCUGUCUUGUCUUCAAGACCCAUUCUUGCAGCGUGCUUCAGAGAGCACUGUCCACCUGUGCCUCUCACUUCAUGGUACUUAUUCUUCUCUAUACUCCUGUUCUCUUCACCUAUAUGCGUCCUGCCUCAGGUAGCUCCGUGGACCAGGACAGGGUCAUUGCUAUCAUGUACACUGUGGUCACUCCUGUACUAAAUUCACUGAUCUAUGCUUUGAGGAACAAGGAAGUGAAAAGGGCUUUGAUCAGGGCGAUCAGAAAGAAGCUAUGACUUGAAGGAUCUAGGGAACUCUUCUGAAGCAUAAAUAAGCAGGCAAUAAGAAAGUUGAGAUAUGAAUUCAUACUACUUCUCAAAUUGUUUAGAAUAGUUAUGAAAGUGGGAACUAAAUAAAGGAACUAUA